GCUGUUGUUGUUGUUGUUGUUGUUGAUGGCAGCGAAGAUUUUCACUGAUCAUGGCAUCAUUUUCAUGCAUGACAAAAUCUUCCGGUGCUGCAUAUUGCAACGCAGAUGACGGGGACGUCGAUGUUGUGGUCGUCGUGGUGGUCGUUGCUGAGGGUGUGCUGGUUGUAGUAUGGAACUCAAGCUGUAUAUGCUGCUGCUGCAAUUGUUGCUGACUCAGGAACGGGUAUAUGCCAGAGGUGUCCUCAGCUCCGAGAAUGUAAAAAUCAGGAUUGGGUUGCAUGACUGGUUGUCCAAAUGGGGAAAGUACACGGAAUGGGUCGGCCGGGCACCGCGUAAGAGGGGUGAUAUUGCAAGGAACAGCGCACAACGUGCAAUCAGGGAUUUCUGCGUAGAAUGUCGUAAUGGUGGACAAAUUGAGUUGCUUCGUGGCUGUGCACGACGGGCUUUAACUGAGAUUUUCUUUGAAAUGGAAAAACCGAGUGGUAAGAGCAGUAGUAUCAGGCGGUGGAUAAUUGAAGCAAGUCGAGUGACGCGCGCGUAUAGGUUGGGCGCAAGAGCAAUGGAAGAGAAAAGAGAAAGAGAGAGCAGUUGGGGGAGUCGAUAAGGAC
Molecule: messenger RNA, 608 nt
Organism: Zychaea mexicana
Lineage: Eukaryota; Fungi; Mucoromycota; Mucoromycetes; Mucorales; Lichtheimiaceae
Exons: 2
Coding region: 170-604 (144 amino acids)
Source: RefSeq, a predicted model, not a curated record